Arabis nemorensis is the source of this 651-nucleotide messenger RNA. The record is from the annotation of a GenBank genome assembly. NCBI's taxonomy places the organism in Eukaryota, Viridiplantae, Streptophyta, Magnoliopsida, Brassicales, Brassicaceae.
AUGAUAAUCAAAACUAUUGGUUUGCUCGAUGAUCAUGACAAAGAACUGAACAAGUAUGCGAAGAGGGUUGGAUAUUGGUAUGGAUGUCAUUUUCCCGAGCUUGAUAAGAUCAUCAAAGACAAUAUCCUAUAUAUAUUAGCGGAUAAAGUUGAGGCGAAACUGAAGAAAGCGGCUUUGAAAUCUAAGGGAAAAGAAGCUAGUGACCUCGAGUUAAUGCGUAUCCAGGAACUAUGUGACGAGGUUCUUUCGCUUGCUGAGUACAGAGCUCAGCUUUACGAUAAACUGAAAAGCGGAAUGAACAAAUGUUGCUCCCAAUCUGAUUGCCUUAGUUGGGGAGCUAGUUGGUGCUCGUAUGAUUUCUCGGAGAGAGAACUCAAGAAAAACCAUGCCACGCCCAAGUAUGGUUUCAUUUACCACGCACCUUUGGUUCGUCAAGCAAAACCAAAGCAUAAGGGAAAGAUUGCGCGGUCAUUAACUUCUAAAGCCGCUCUUGCCAUUAGGUGUGAUGCUCUUGGUGAUGGGCAAAAUAACACUAUGGAACUUGUAAACCGUGCUAAGCUUGAAGCGAGGUUGAGAAAUCUUGAAGCAAGAGAUUUAGCUAAAUCCAAAGCUAAAAGAGAUUUAGCUAAAUCCAAGUGUGAGACGGGUUGA